AUGAUGCCGUUUCCGGUGACAGCCCCGGGCCCACAGCAGACCCCGACAUCGCCCAAGCACCAUGGCAUCUCCUCCCCCAUCAGUUUAGCACCCCCCAAGGAGACUGACUGCAUACUCACCCAGAAACUGAUCGAAACCCUGAAGCCCUUUGGGGUUUUUGAAGAGGAAGAGGAACUGCAGCGCAGGAUUUUAAUUUUGGAAAAAUUAAAUAAUCUGGUAAAGGAAUGGAUACGAGAAAUCAGUGAAAGCAAGAGUCUUCCACAAUCUGUAAUUGAAAAUGUCGGAGGGAAGAUCUUCACGUUCGGCUCUUACAGAUUAGGAGUGCACACGAAAGGGGCCGACAUAGAUGCCUUGUGCGUGGCACCAAGACAUGUUGACCGAAGUGACUUUUUCACCUCCUUCUAUGAUAAAUUGAAACUACACGAAGAAGUGAAAGAUUUAAGGGCUGUUGAGGAGGCAUUUGUACCAGUUAUCAAACUGUGUUUUGAUGGGAUAGAGAUUGAUAUUUUGUUUGCAAGAUUAGCACUGCAGACUAUUCCGGAAGAUUUGGACCUAAGAGAUGAUAGUCUGCUUAAAAAUUUAGACAUUAGAUGCAUAAGAAGUCUUAACGGUUGCCGAGUAACUGAUGAAAUUUUACAUCUUGUACCAAACAUUGACAACUUCAGGUUAACUCUCAGAGCCAUCAAACUGUGGGCCAAAUGCCACAAUAUCUAUUCCAAUAUAUUAGGUUUCCUAGGAGGUGUUUCCUGGGCUAUGCUAGUAGCAAGAACUUGCCAGCUUUAUCCAAAUGCAAUAGCGUCAACUCUCGUCCGUAAAUUUUUCUUGGUAUUUUCCGAAUGGGAAUGGCCAAAUCCAGUGCUGCUCAAAGAGCCUGAAGAACGGAAUCUUAAUUUGCCUGUAUGGGACCCAAGGGUAAAUCCCAGUGACAGGUACCAUCUUAUGCCUAUAAUUACACCAGCAUACCCACAGCAGAACUCCACAUACAAUGUGUCUGUUUCAACAAGGAUGGUCAUGAUCGAGGAGUUUAAACAAGGGCUUGCUAUCACACAUGAAAUUUUGCUGAGUAAGGCAGAGUGGUCCAAACUUUUUGAAGCACCAAGCUUCUUUCAAAAGUACAAGCACUAUAUCGUACUUCUAGCAAGUGCACCAACUGAAAAACAACACCUAGAAUGGGUGGGCUUGGUGGAAUCAAAAAUCCGAAUCCUGGUUGGAAGCUUGGAGAAGAAUGACUUUAUUACACUGGCACACGUGAAUCCACAGUCAUUUCCAGCACCCAAAGAAAAUCCCGACAAGGAAGAAUUUCGUACCAUGUGGGUGAUUGGGUUAGUGUUAAAAAAGCCAGAAAACUCUGAAGUUCUCAGUAUUGAUCUUACCUAUGACAUCCAGUCUUUCACAGACACAGUUUGUAGGCAAGCAAUAAAUAGUAAGAUGUUUGAGAUGGACAUGAAGAUUGCUGCAAUGCAUUUAAAAAGAAAGGAACUUCAUCAACUACUACCUAAUCAUGCGUUUCAGAAAAAGAAAACAGAUUCCACGGAAGGUGUCAGGUUGACAACUUUGAAUGAUGGCAGCCUCAACUUGUCUGUAGACAGUGAAGACAGCAUGUCUGUGCCUUUACUUACUAGCACUGUGAAGACAAGCCCAAUGACUGGCAGCUCUCAGGGCAGGAACAGUUCUGCCCUGGCUGUAAUGACAGCACCUGUGACCAGCGUACAGGUGUCUGAAGUUUCCUCGCAACAACUGAAUCCCGGUGACUGCUCAGGGAGUGCGUCGAGUGAAGGCAUUCCUCAGACUGCCUUGCACCCAGCCAUUUCUCCACCACCAAAGACCGCGGUCACCAGAGUUGUUUCUUCAACGUGUCUGGUAAACCAUCCACCCCGGCCUUCAGGGAGUGCAGCCACAAACAUAGCUAACCCUAUAGUAGGAGUCUAGAGGACAUUCUCACCUCAUACAGAAGAAAGGACCAAGGACCCCAAAACA
Molecule: messenger RNA, 1977 nt
Organism: Diceros bicornis minor
Lineage: Eukaryota; Metazoa; Chordata; Mammalia; Perissodactyla; Rhinocerotidae
Gene: PAPOLB
Product: poly(A) polymerase beta
Exons: 1
Coding region: 1-1929 (642 amino acids)
Cellular component (GO): nucleus
Molecular function (GO): RNA binding; poly(A) RNA polymerase activity
Source: RefSeq, a predicted model, not a curated record